Molecule: messenger RNA, 735 nt
Organism: Punica granatum (pomegranate)
Lineage: Eukaryota; Viridiplantae; Streptophyta; Magnoliopsida; Myrtales; Lythraceae
Source: RefSeq, a predicted model, not a curated record
AUUCACAAUCACAGGCAGGUGGCUCGAAGCUCGCUCUGUCUUGCUGGUUUUGGAUUCGGCGGACACACACGAGGAAGCAAAUGGACGCCAAGAUCGGGAAGUUCUUCGACUCCGUCUCCACCUUCUUCACCGGAGCCGAUCAGAUCCCAUGGUGUGACCGCGAUAUCGUCGCUGGCUGUGAGCGAGAGGUUGCUGAGGCAGAGAAGGGUUCCUCUGAUGAGUUCAAGAGUGAGUGUAUUAUGCGCCUUUCCUGGGCCCUUGUUCAUUCAAGGCGACCGGAAGAUGUGCAACGUGGGAUAGCUAUGCUUGAAGCUUCUCUUUCUGGUGCGAAAAGCCCGCUUCAGAUGAGAGAACAGCUUUAUCUUCUGGCAGUCGGAUACUACAGGAGCGGGGACUAUUCAAGAAGCAGGGAGCUUGUGGAGCAGUGCCUGUCGAUUGCCCCCGACUGGAGACAGGCUCAGACACUUCAGAAAACAAUCGAAGAUAAGAUUACCAAAGAUGGCAUAAUCGGCAUUGGCAUAGCUGCAGCUGCAGUGGGAGUGCUGGCUGGUGGGCUCGCUGCGGCAUUUGCUCGGAAAAACUGACUCUAGAUUUCCCGUCCAAACUCACUCCUGUACAUCCUUUUUUAUGUGUUCGGCAGACCUUGUUUUGCUCCUUUCUGUUAUAAACCUUCAACUUGUACUCGUUUCUUUUGCUCUUCUGAAUGCAUACAAUUAUCUUCUUUUGUUUGUUUAA